AUGGAUAAUCUCCUUUCAUCAAAGAUUCAGGCAAAUCCAUGGACUACUAAACGAGUUAUUGCAGUCAUAAGCAUGCUGGGGUUAGUUGGAGUUAUUGCUGCUAUUGCAAUCUCUUCAAACUCUUCAGUCUCAAGUGUAUUUCUUAACUCCCCUCCGUGAGCGAACAAACAAAUCUUGUUCGCUCACAGAGUGGAGUUAAUUUUUUUUUUUUGAAAAAAAAAUUUAUAUGAAUUUUAAAGAAACAUUUUUUUUCGAAAUUUAAACCACUUCUCAAAAAUCGAUAGGCAAAUAUUAAUUUAAUUUGAAAAAAUUUUUAUGUUUAAAACAUAAUUUGCUUUAAAUUAAACAGAAUUAGAUUGAGAGUUCAUUAUACUAGUUAUCCAUUAUAUAUCAAAAUUUUUCCCAUAAAAAAUUUUCUAUUAAAAAAAUUUUUGUUCGCUCACAGAGGGUGGGUUUUUGGGCCAAAAAUAAGGAUUUUUCUAAUGGUUUUGUUCGCUCACGGAGGGGGGAGCAAGCAAAUAGAGCUUGAGGAAUCUGAGUUCCAAGACUUUCUCCAGACUUAUCACAAAAGUUAUCAAGGAGAAGAGUAUCUAAAACGAUUAAAUAUUUUUAGAGACAAUGCAGCUUUUAUAAGAGUCCAUAACUUGCAAAAUCAAGAUUGGGUACUUGGGAUCAACCAAUUUGCUGGACCAUAAAAACAUCAUAAAAUUAUAUUACUGUUACUUUUAUAGGAAAAAUGGGAGUUUUGACAGCCCCAAUUCGCUGAUAUAACAUUUCAAGAAUUCAAAGAAAAAUACCUGACUAGCAAGUUUCCUGAAAUAAAGCCUCAGGAAAUUAAAGAAAUUGAAAAUCCAGUUCAAGGGACCCCUGCAACAGUUGAUUGGAGAACCAAAGGAGCCGUUACUCCAGUAUUAGAUCAAGGAGUUUGUCUUGGAGGGUCAUAUGCAUUUGCUGCUAUAGGUGCAAUAGAAGGGAUUUGGAAUAUCACAGGAAAUCCUUUAGUCCCUCUUUCUGUUCAAGAAAUUAUUGAUUGUUCUGGGACAUAUGGCAAUCAUGGCUGCGAUUUUGGCAAUGUUUUAGGAGUCUAUGAGUAUGUUACUGACAAAGGAGUCACUUCUGAUGCCGUUUACCCAUUCACAGCUAAAACAGGCACUUGCAAUGGAGGAGAUGUGACUAAAAUAGUGGCAGAAAUCCAAGGAUACAGUGAAAUGACUAAUACUACCUCUGCAGCUUUAAUGACUACUGUUGCCCAGCAACCAGUUGGCCAAGCAUAAAUAGAAGCCCGACAGCCCUAUCCUCCCCACCUCUCAUCUCCCUACCCACUAACCCCACCCUAGUACAUACAGAAUUUUUGAAUGGUAGCAUUUUUAAUUCUAAUAAAUAAGAGAGCCAAUAGCGAAGCAUGUUGAAUUUAAUUUUAACAUCUUUUAAAACAUUAAUUCAGCCUACUUGAGAUUUAAAAUAGAUAGACUUAAAUAAAAAUUUCAGCAUAGUUAUGUAAUAUAAUAAGGAUUCCCCCCCCUCAUUUGUCCAAUUUUCUAGUCUUUUUUUUCUCACUCCCCCCUCCGUGAGUGAACAAAACCAUUAGAAAAAUCCCUAUUUUUUGCGCAAAAACCCACCCUCCGUGUGAGUGAACAAAAAUUGUUUUAAUAGAAAAAUUUUUUAUGGAAAAAAGUUUUGAUAUAUAAAUGAUAAUUAGUAUAAAUGAAAUAUAGAGCUAAUUCUGUUUAAUUUUGAACGAAUUGCUUUUUAAAACAUAAAUUUUGCAAAUUGAAUUAAUAUUUGCUUUCCAAUUUUUGCGAAUUAGGAUUUUUUUAAAUUUCGAAAAAAAAUAUUUUUUAUAAAAUUUAUAUAUAAAUUUUAUAAAAAAAAAAAUUAACCCCCCUCUCCGUGAGUGAACAAAAUUUUUUUGUUCACUCACACAGGGAGUAAGAAAUUUUUUUUUUCAGGACCUCAUUUGUCCCAUUUUCUAGUCUUUUUUGGAUUUUUUCGAAUGGUUUUUACUUUGAAAAAACUAGAAAAUGAGACAAUUGAGGUCCUGAAAAUUUUUUUUUUUCUAUCAAAAUUUUGACUAGAAAAUUGGACAAAUGAGGUCCUAAAAAAAUUUUUUUUUCAUAUAAAAAAAAACUAGAAAAAAUGGACAAAUGAUAAAAAACUAGAAAAUUGGACAAAUGAGGGGGGGAUCCAUACAUAAUCUACAUUUUUUUAUCCUAAAUUAAUAAUUUUAAAAGAUUUAUGCUGCUUAAAUACUUAAUUUUCGUAUAAAAUAAUAUAUCUUAUUUAAAUUUUACAAAAAAUUAUUUUUAUCACAAGAGUAUUAUUUGCUAAAAGAGAGAUAAAGUAUUCAAUAUAUUAGCAAGCAUGUUAUAAAUAACGCUAGAAUAGUUUAAAAUUGAAUAUACUACAAUAUCUCUUAUAUUCCUUAUUAUCAAGACGGUAGUUUAUUUUUGAAGAAGAGAGUAACGUUACGUUACGCUAUUAGCUGGUGUUUAAGGUGUUUAAGGUGUUUAAGGUGUUUAGUUCCGCACCCUUGAAAGAGGGCUAUAGUUAAACUAGUGACGUCACAGAGCCAUCUUGGAUUCACGAUGGACAGCCCAUCGCCCACGCAUUCUAUCAAAGUUUCGCUGCCAGUCUUCGCCACACGUCUCACCCAAAGAAGAGAGUAACAGUAAAUAAAAUAAUAUUCGAAUAAAGCAUUAUUAUCUAAUACAAUAUUAUUUUUAUUUAAUAAAAUUAAAAUUAUACAUCUCAUUCACUAUUCCUAUAUAUUUUCAAUGAUAUUCAUAUUCUAAAGCAAUUAAAUAUUAUAAUUCCAAUUUUAUUUGAAUUGAAGAGCUUUAAUACUCAUAUUUAUGCAAUUAGCCUAAUCAUAAAUUUAAAAUUUCUAGCAAUUAUGAUGGUUAAUGAGAGAAAUGCUGAAAAAAUUAACGUUAAAAUAACUUUAAAUAAAAUUUAAUGAUUUCCUUUCAUGGAUAAAAAAAGAUGCCUUUUUGGAUUUGAUGGCUAUUUACUCUAUGCUUCAUAGCCCUUUAAGUUUCAGUAAAAAAAUAAAUGACAUAAUGACUUUCUUUUCAUAAAGCCCAUAUGAAUUUUUUUAUUUAGAAUUCACAUAUCUAAAUUAAUUUUAUCAUGUUAGUUUAUUUAAAUUGAAGAAAUUCUGCACACUGGAAAUAUUUCUGCAGUCUAGCCAUGGUCCUGUUUUUUCUUUCUCAUUUUAUAGAUUAGAUUAGAAUAGAAUUAUAGCGGGUCGUCGGAGAUUAUUUCAGCCGCUACCCGUCUAACGGAUAGCUUCGCGUUUGGCGCUAAGCGCUAUCCUCACACCACCUUUUUCCCUGCUGACGUCACCAAAAAAUGGUGGAGUCAGAGGUCUGUCGGUGAGACACCCCUACCGGUCGGUCGAGCAAAAGGUUCCUUUAACCUCUGACAGGGCUCAGAGUAUGGGGAAAUCGCUUCCUGCCUUCUCCAUGGCCUGUCUGAGCCGUAUUGCAGGCUCUGGAAUGCUCCCAUGGAGUGGCAUUAGGACUUUGCGCCGAUAGGGACUUCUACAGGUAAGGAAAAAAGGUCAAGGUUAUCCCUUAGAUCAAAAAACCACCCCGGAGAACUAUCACCAUGUGGCUCUUCACUCCUGGCCUGAUCAACUCGCGGGUUAUCAGGAGUCCACAUCAGAUCUCGCCAUUUUAAUAAUUUCAUUUUAUGAAGAAAUAGGAUAUUGCCGUAUCUUUAGUAACAAUGAAACCCGUGUGUAUAAUUUAUAUAGUAGCAUGCUAUAAAUAUAUAUCUCUUUCUGAUUUGUAAGAGCCAAAAGAGUAUUUAAUUAGCUUGGCAUGUAUAUUAUUUCAUUAUUAGAAGUUAAAACUUAUAUAAAAGCAUAUAGGGCGAAGGUGUCUGGUUACUAUUUGGUCUGAUCAACCAGUUACUGUUGGAGUCCAAGCUGACCAAGCGACGUGGGUUUUUUACCAUGGAGGAAUAAUAACUAACAACUGUGGGACCAAACCAGAUCACAAUGUCCUGAUUGUUGGGUACAAUAGUGUCAAAAAGCCUAAUUACUGGAUCGUCAAGAACUCAUGGGGCAAAGAUUGGGGUGAAAGCGGUUAUAUGAGAAUCGCUAUGAAAGACGGGGCUGGAGUUUGUGGAAUCAAUUUAUAUACAUCUUUUCCAGAGGCUGAUAACUAA
This is a messenger RNA of Blepharisma stoltei, 4173 nucleotides long. Lineage: Eukaryota; Ciliophora; Heterotrichea; Heterotrichida; Blepharismidae. The record is from the annotation of a GenBank genome assembly.